Molecule: messenger RNA, 4229 nt
Organism: Conger conger (European conger)
Lineage: Eukaryota; Metazoa; Chordata; Actinopteri; Anguilliformes; Congridae
Product: SH2B adapter protein 2-like
Exons: 9
Coding region: 207-2168 (653 amino acids)
Biological process (GO): intracellular signal transduction; antigen receptor-mediated signaling pathway
Cellular component (GO): plasma membrane
Molecular function (GO): transmembrane receptor protein tyrosine kinase adaptor activity
Source: RefSeq, a predicted model, not a curated record
GUUAGGGAGAGAUCACGCAGCGCAGACGCAUUCACCGAUAUUCCGCUCGCCAUCCGAUGGUUUUAUUAACCAGGCAUUGAAUAUUUGCAUUCGGCAAUAACCCGGAUUCGCGUUAGAAAGACGCCAGCGUCACUGUCAUGCAAUGACUCGGAUUUGAGCGCAGUGAGUGGUGGUAGCCGUGGUAACCGGGGGACAAUGGCGCAGUGAUGAAUGGGGACGCCCCCCCCAGCAGCGCCGAUUCGUCCUGCCCCCUCCCCGACUGGCGGGAGUUCUGCGAGCUGCACGCCCGAGCCACCGCCUCCGACUUCGCCCACAAGUUCCGGCGCUUUCUGGGCGAGAACCCGUGCUACGCCUCGCCGGGCGCCGACGUGUCCUUCUCCCAGCACUUCGCCCGCCACUUCCUGGACUGCUUCACGGCCGAGCUGAGCCACACCCCCCCCUCGGGCUCGCCCGCCGGGCCCAAGUCCGCCAUCGUCCCGUUCGCCGGCCUGCAGGGCUGCCCGCUGCUGCCCUACGACCUCUACCAGCGGCCCAAGGUCACGGGGGCGUCCAGCGAGUCUCUCGACAGCAUGGACGGCGGCCAGGCCCCGCCCCCCGGCCACAAGGCCCCGCCCCCCGGCCACAAGGCCCCGGCCCUCGGCCAAUCGCGGAGCACGGAGGACGUGUCGGGGGCGGGGCACCCCAAGGCCAAGUUUAAGAAGGGCUUCUCGCUGCGCAACAUGAGCCUGUGUGUCGUGGACGGCGUGAAGGAGAUCUGGCACCGCCGCGCCUCGCCCGAACCCGCCGGCCCCCGCCUGCGCCUGUCCCGGGGCCCCGCGGCCGCGCUGCGCCCGGAGCCCCUGGAGGUGCAGCGGGAGGGGGCCCUGCGCUUCAUGGUGGCGGACGACGACACGUCCUGCGUCAGCGGCGCGCAGUGGCAGAAGUGCCGCGUGCUCCUGAGGAAGGCCGGGGCCCACAGCGAGGGCGAGCGCUUCCUGCUGGAGUUCUACGUCCCGCCCAAGUCCUCCAAGCCGAAAGUGUGCGUCCCCCUGUCCGCCAUCGUGGAGGUGCGCACCACCAUGCCCCUGGAGAUGCCUGACAAGGACAACACCUUCGUGCUGAAGGUAGAAAAUGGAGCGGAGUACAUCCUGGAGACGAUCGAUUCCCUGCAGAAGAACUCGUGGGUUGCGGACAUCCAGGACUGCAUGGACCCUGGGGACAGUGGAGAUGACAUUGAGCUGACUUCCUGUCCCCAUGGCCCGCCCCCGAGAGAGUCUCCCAUGGUCUCCUCCUGCAGCUGUGAGCUCCUGUCUGAAGGAGUACACAGAGCCCCUGAGAGGCUAUGCGCAGCUGCCACUGACUACAGCGCCCCCUCUGGUCGUGGCCGGGACUGCACGCUCACACAGCACCCCUCCCACAUCCCUCUAGAGCGCUUCCUCCAGCUGGCAGAGGCCCAGGGGCCCAGCCCCCCCACCGGGGCUCAGACGGAGGGGCCCCCGGAGACGCAGGGUGACCCCAGCCUGGCGGGGUACCCCUGGUUCCACGGGACGCUGUCGCGGGUCCGGGCGGCCCAGCUGGUGCUGGCGGGCGGGGCUCGGAGCCACGGGCUCUUCGUGAUCCGGCAGAGCGAGACUCGGCCGGGGGAGUACGUCCUCACCUUCAACUUCCAGGGCAAGGCCAAGCACCUGCGUCUGUCAGUGAACGACACCGGGCAGUGCCACGUGCACCACCUGUGGUUCCACACGGUCUCAGACAUGCUGCAGCACUUCCACCAGCACCCCAUACCGCUGGAGUCAGGAGGCUCUGCUGACAUCACGCUGCGCUGCUACGUACAGACCCCACGCCCUCCUGCAGAGGCAGGUGUGACCCCGCCCCCAGGCGUGACCCCGCCCCCAGGCGUGACCCCGCCCCCUCCCGCCUCCAGAGAGCCGUCCUGUCGGAGCGACCCGCCCCCUCCCGCGCAACACUCCGGAACCUUACCGCCGGCCUCCACCACGCCCGCCGAGGCCCCGCCCCCUCCGCCCGGCUCCUCCCCCUCCUCCCCGCUGGGCGGGGAGGGGCUGCACAGCCGCAGUAACAGCGCCGAGCGUCUGCUGGGCCCGUCCGGCGCCGCCCAGGACUACCACGACAACGACAGCGACGGCGCCCACAGGACCCGGGCUGUGGAGAACCAGUACUCCUUCUACUGAGGGCCCCGGGGGGCUCACGCGGCUCCCUCCUCCCGACCGAGCCACGGGGGAACGCCGGGAUAUUCCUUCCUUCCUUCCAGGCAACGGACGGCGAGGAAAUGCUGCAGAUCCGAGUUGUCCAAAAUGACUAAUAAUAAUAAUAAUAAUAAUAAUAAUAGAUGUGUUGUUAUUAUUACGAAUAAUAACAACAAUAAUCGUAAUGGCAUUUAUAAAGCUCUUUUCAUGAUCUCAAAGUGCUUUUCAGUGAAGGCGGAACGCACCUCCACUCCCACCUGGGCGAUCCACGGCCGUGCCACACCUGAGGGAGAGGGCCAGGAGGGAGAUGAGAAACCAUAUAAAAUGGCCGCCGGCAGCAGGUCUCCAUGCUCGUCUUCCAGCUCUCUCCUGUUUUCUUAUUUGUGAAAGAGCUGUUGCCAGCUAGCUCUGGAAACAUCUCCACCCCCAGGCCCCACCCCCAGGGCCCAUAAUUCUUUGCUGAAGUGGUCUAAAGAGAGAGGGCAGUGCUUUUGCGCUUUGGAACAGCACUGCAUCCAGUAGAGCUGAAACACACGCGUGUGCCGCUGAAAACACACGGCUCUCUGCUGCGAGCCAGACCAGAGCAGCCGCACUCCGAGUGACCGACCACACUCCCCACUGCUCACCUGCGCUAUGGGAACAACACACACUCCCCACUGCUCACCUGCGCUAUGGGAACAACACACACUCCCCACUGCUCACCUGCGCUAUGGGAACAACACACACUCCCCACUGCUCACCUGCGCUAUGGGAACAACACACACAACACACACUCCCCACUGCUCACCUGCACUAUGGGAACAACACACACAACACACACUCCCCACUGCUCACCUGCGCUAUGGGAACAACACACACAACACACACUCCCCACUGCUCACCUGCGCUAUGGGAACAACACACACAACACACACUCCCCACUGCUCACCUGCGCUAUGGGAACAACACACACAACACACACUCCCCACUGCUCACCUGCGCUAUGGGAACAACACACACAACACACACUCCCCACUGCUCACCUGCGCUAUGGGAACAACACACACAACACACACUCCCCACUGCUCACCUGCGCUAUGGGAACAACACACACAACACAAUGUUUCACAGGAAAGCUGGGUGGUGUUAGUUCAACCAGCAGAACUGUACUUCAGUUACCUGAACUGGGUUCAAAUAAUCUGUUUCUGGAUACUUUUCUGUCCUCAUCUUGUCCAUCUUGCCUGGUGCAUUUGAGCCUGCAAGGAGGACCAGAUACAUGGGGUUUACAAUUUUUGGAUCAGGCAAGGCAAGCAUAGUCAAAUGCAGAAAAGUAUUUAAAUCCAAAACAAAUACUGUUUAUAGCAAGGACUGACCGUAACCAGGACAGACUCAGGGAAAUGCGUGGGAGACACCAGGAUGCAGGCUUAUAGGAUCAGAGCUAAAGCGCGGCUUUAAAAUGGAGAACUAACGAGAUGACAACCCUGGAAGCACUCUGGAAAGAGGUUCUGGUUGAGACCAGAGGUUAAUGUGGAUCCCCCUUUUUGGCCCGAUAGCUGUGUCAGUAUCUCUGGGGUAUGUGGUGAUCUGUGAAACCGAGUCUGACCAGCAGGGGGCACCAGAUAGACAGGCCGUUCUGAGCGACUAGGUGAGUGAGCGUUUGUUAAUGUUCAUGUGCCAAUUUGAGACAUUUUUCCGAAAGUAUUUAUUUAUCAGCCAUUGUAAAUUACACAAUCCUCCUUGAGUUUUAUUAUUUGCAUUAUCUUUUUAAUUUUAUUUCUUUCUUUUUUUUUUUUCCCCAUUGUGUGAUCACAAACCCCUCUGGUCCAAAUCAGGUUCACACACAGAAGGGACAUGCUGCAGAUGAGAAAUAUUUCAUUUUUAUUUUUCACCAUUUGAAGCUGCCUCCCUGUGCGUGUUCUGGCGUCGGUUUUUUAAGAAACUAUUUUUUAAGGCUGAAUUUUGUUGUCCGGCUGAGUUUUGAAAGAGUCUGUGCACUUUUGUACAAAGUGAUGUACUUUAUGUACUCUUUAUAUUUCUGUGAAUAAAACUGGUGAAUCUGUUUAGAAA